AUGGAUCACUCUCGUGUUCUGCAACUUGCGGAAGAUGCGGCGUAUGUCACCAAGGAGCUGAUCAUUGAUAGACUACGAUGGGACGAACCAAGGGCGCAGGCUGUGCUCGAUCAUCUCGUCAAAGAAGGUUUAGCCUGGGUAGACGAACAAGCCACUGAUACCAUUCAGUAUUGGGUACCAUCCUUAUUUCUACAGCAAUAUUGUCACUCGUCGAGUAGCACCAGCGUCUCGGAAAGUCUACAAAGCAUGAGUGCUUAUUAA
This is a messenger RNA of Cylicostephanus goldi, 261 nucleotides long. Lineage: Eukaryota; Metazoa; Nematoda; Chromadorea; Rhabditida; Strongylidae. The record is from the annotation of a GenBank genome assembly.